This is a messenger RNA of Sclerotinia trifoliorum, 1706 nucleotides long. NCBI's taxonomy places the organism in Eukaryota, Fungi, Ascomycota, Leotiomycetes, Helotiales, Sclerotiniaceae. The record is from the annotation of a GenBank genome assembly.
ACAAUAAAGCAUACAUACGAUUAUUUAAUAUUCAACACCAAGGAAGAUGUAUAUCGAGAGAAGAGAUCCAAAUGGGAUCACUUUUAAUUUCAUCCUCAUGAUAAUAUUAUCGUAUUGGAACCGAACGAUCGUCCUGUGGGACACAAAAUCCGACCUCAAGAAUAAUGUCGGACUGGAACAGGAUGAUUGGCUGAAGGAAUACGAAUCUGAAGACACAGAAAUUGCUGUUGAGGGCGAACUGGAUGAUUGGCGCACGGAUCACGAACACACAGAAACUGAUGUGGAGUGCGAAGUCGAAGAAACCCUUGAUAAUUCCGAGCCCCCGAUCAGUAUUCUCGAGAGAAUGCCGUAUGAAAUCAGGCAAAUGGUAUUUGUCUGUUGCGGGAGGAGCGCCUUCUGCUCAGCCGGUCAAGGUCCGGAUCUAUUGCAAGCACUUCGAGGGCAACCGCUAUCUUACAGGCACGCCUUAUCGAUAUUUGAGCGGUUGAACAGUUAUGAACUAGAAGCAAGGCUAAAAAACGAUGCAUUGGGCGAAGACCAUCCAGUUGAUGAGAUGAUUAGGCUCAUGACAGUCAAUCAAAAAGAACCGAGUCCGUUCCCUCAUUUAGAUUUGGACCUGACUUUAUAGUAAGCUUACUUCUUUCUUCCAUAAAGCAGUGAUGGAGCUGAUCUAAGAACAGUGGCUGUCUACCCGAGAAUCAAGAACAGCAUGGCGACUUUUGGGCAUCGACCCCAGAAACCGUCAUGUGUGAUUUUGUCAGAGAACUACACAAUGCUAGUUGCACUCGAGACGUGAGUCUUUCCUAUGAGACGAGAUUGCCAACUAAAGUGAGCUCCCUCAUUAUUACCUGUCAAAAUGAUCAAGGGGAUUGGACAUUCCUCAAAAAUUUUCUUUCUCUCGUUCCAUGUCGUAAUCUCACAAGGGUGAUAGUUCCAUUACCAAAUCCCGAAAAUUACCUCGGCAGUUCGACUCCUACUGAGUACAGCUAUCAUGGAGAAGAUACUUUCCUUAAUAACCGUGCAAAACAGGAUUCACUGGCAUUAGCGGUUAUUGAGAAUAUUGAUAAGAAAUUGGGCGUCCAAGGAGUCAUUCUAGGCAGGUCGAAGAAUAAUUUGUCGGGUUUUUGCAUGUGGGAAGCUCCUAAAGGACAGCAUAUGGAUUGGAGCCAGGAGCUAAUAGAGCCAUGGGCUCUACGAGGUGGCUUUGGGAAGGCUUUUCUUGACCAGGAAAACAACUCUUUUGAGCUUAACGAGUGUAUACAUAAUGGAACGUUCUUUAUGAGCAAUUCAUAUGAAACAGAGUCAAUGAGAUGCCUAUCGAAGAAUGGAGGGAUUUUGGUAAUUGAUUGGUUUUAUAAGAUAGAGGAGAAUGUUGCCCUCCAUGGAGUGUAUGAAGGUUGUGUAGUGAAAAGAGCAAAAAUAAUCCAAUGUAUUCUGAGGGUAGAAGGGCCCGUGGCUCAAGAGUUCGUAUGGAUUCUGGUGGUGGGAACGGUUUGAACCUGAUUGGAACAUUCCAUUCUUUGAACAUCCAGGAUUUGUAUUAAUCUUGAACUUUCUUUCAUUUUCAAAUGUUGAAGGUCUGCACCACAAGAAAGGUCUUAGAGACUCUUUGAUUGUUACAAACUAUCACUGAGCUCCUCGGGUUAUAGUUGUGGUCAAAUACUACCCUCAUUUAUAUUAAUGUACUAAAAUUAUUCGUCGGAUUU